This is a messenger RNA of Cydia strobilella, 3797 nucleotides long. RefSeq lists its product as uncharacterized. Lineage: Eukaryota; Metazoa; Arthropoda; Insecta; Lepidoptera; Tortricidae. The record is from RefSeq and is a predicted model, not a curated record. The transcript has 6 exons. Bases 166 to 2796 code for a protein of 876 amino acids.
UUGACGGCAGCGACGGCAGAACAGAAGCAAAUACAUGUGGAAUAAGAAAAUAUUAAUAAUUUGAUACAUAAAAGCACUAAAAACGGUAUUUGAUAUCAUACAUCGCUUAAGAAAAUAUCUGCUAUUAAUUGCUGAGAUUCAAAUUAAUAUACAUGUAGACAGACGAUGGACCGAAUUCAAGACCUGUCAGCCUUCCAAGGCGCGAUUUUAUCAGCAGACAAUUUCUAUUCCUUUUCAAAGUUGAUUUCAAGAGGAGGAAAUGAGGAAAAAGUGAAAUAUGUUCUGGAGAAACUUUCCAAAUUCUUGAAUGACAAAAACUAUAUCAAUGAGAAUGGAGUGGUCCAAGAAAGACUGGAGGAAUAUAGAAAACUAGCAUUAUACAUUGCUUUAAAUGCAGACCUUCCAAUUCUGGAAGAGAUGACUGAGAUGGAAGGCAUGCAGAUGGUUAUUUGGAUGAUCCCCACUGUGCCCAAGUAUCUUUUAUAUGAGAUAUUCUUUAAUCUCCACAUGCAGCAAUUUCUAUAUGAAAUAAUAUCAUUUUCGGACCCUCAUCUGGCCUUGCAAAUAGUGGAUGCAUUUAUUAUCAAUAUGAAGUAUUUAAACCCCGUGGAUGAGCUUGACAGGGUCCGCAUAGUUGCCGCAGCUCUCUACAAGCUGAUAUGUAGACUGCAUUUUUACCAUGAUGGUAGUGAUGGGGAAUUGUUAACAGAUGCCUUAAAUAACUUCCAGCUGUGUAUCAAUAAGUUUACAAACCCUCCUAACGCAGACAGGGUUCUGAAUAUGCCCAAAGAUGAUCAAUACAAAUACUUAGGACGAAGCCUUAGUAUCAUGCUGAACCUGAUUGAGGAAUGCAUGCUUCAGUUUACAAGUAAGCAAGAGUUUGAAGCUGAAGGGUUUAAUGAGAUUUAUCUGGGUACACACCAUCCUGAGAGUAUUGCAACAAGAAUAUUGAACUUCAGAAUCUGUGAUAGCCCAAAUGAUGCAAUAUUGCAGUGCCUAAAUAAAUGCCAUGCAUUAUUGCUGGAUGACUGCACAACUCAAGUCAUGAGCGUUAGUGUUGACAUAUUCUGUGCUUGGAGUGAAUAUGAAGAGAAUGGGAAAAGCAUACAACAAAGCAUUGGAGAGCUCUGCUUUAAACUGCGCUCAAUACUUCAGGGCAUUCCUAAUAUUUCUGAGCAUAGUCUUGUUGGUAUGCUAAAACAGAUAUCCAGAGAACCUUUAAAUCACAAAGAUAUCAUCAAUGAAACUGAUAUUGAAGUUAUUGUAGAGAAAAUCAAUGCUCAUGAUGAAGAAAGCCCUUCUUGGCUUAGUGCACUGCUGUAUAAAGAUGAUUUAUGCCAAAAUUUAACACUACUGCUCCUUCUUGAAUCAAACAUAGCACUGUUAAAAGAGGAACAAAGUCAAACAUUAUUUGAAAAGAUCAUUGAUCAUCUGCAUGAUGACCAGGAAAACAGUGAAUAUUUAAAAAUUCUGGCCAUAAAAUCAUUCCAUCAAUGCAACAAUACUGUUAAAGAUGAAAUCAUUACAAACCAAUUCAGUGACAACCUGCAUGACAAAAUGGAAAAUGGAGAUUUCACAACCAUGAUGACUGAGAUAUUCAACAAGCUCACUGUCUCUGAUGAUGCCGAUCCGUCAGAUAUCUUGACAGUAUUCCUGCAGAACCCUAAGCAAACAUUUAUGAAAAUAUUUAAAUUAGCAGCAGAGAACGAGAAACAGACUGAUAUUAUGUUACGAGUAAUGGACAGUUUAGAAAAAUAUUGCAAUUUUUACUACAGGCAAGACACAGAACCAUGCAGCAUUAAAGUCUGUAAUAAUGUACUGGAGACUUCUUUAGACACUGACAUGAAGCAGACUAAUUUCGUAAAUUUUAUCAGUAAGCUCAAACAACGGAAUAUAAUUCCAGGCAAUAAAUUAUUAAUGUUAAUAAUAAUGCCAAAUUUGCACAAAGGAUUAGUAAACAAGCAUGUUGUUGGGAUGAAUGUACAAAUUAAAUUAUUGAUGGCAGCUUAUACUAUCGAGGAUUUACUGGAAUUCAGGGCGCCAAUGUUGGCUAUGUUGGCUCAAGUCCUAGAAAUUGUAAGGUGGAAGUUUACUUCCUUUGAAGCAGCCAUGCCACCAACCUUGGAGUUGGCUUUGCAGUUGCAACAUGAGAUCUUUAACACUUAUGAAGCUGAGAUACCUGAGAAAGAACUAAAGUGGUUAAAGAGCAAAUUGAAGAAUUUGCAGCCUCUGAACAUGUACUACUACAGGAAGCUCUGGGACCCUCCGGGCAGCAGUUUCAUUGAGGUCAUCACUGGACUUCGCAUAAGAAAGGAGAUAGAUGUGGAUCAAAUCACAUCCAUGCUGUUACAAGUAUUAUGCUCCAUUACUUAUCAAGAAAUGUCAGAAAUAUAUGAUGGCUUGUCGGUAUUUGGAGAUGACACAACCCUGGAAAUACUACAGGAUGCUGUUUUACUGGUCACAGUAGCAGAGAAGUCAAACAGGACAGAUAUUUCGUGGGCAUGUCUGCUCAAUUGCUACAGGAACUUCAUUAUUACUAUAAAGAACAAAUAUUUCAGGGAACCUCUCACCAACGAUCAAGUAAUGAACAUCGUGCGAAAACUAGUGAGGAUUGUCAAUAUAGUUGACGAAAAAUACGUGAACGAAUUCGCAGCAAUUUUAAUGCCAUUGCUGUCUUACAUUGCUGAGAAAAGAAGUGAUUACUCCACAGAUAUUGCCAAUUAUAUACAAGAGAAAGUGAAAAAGUCACAGUUUUCUUCAAUACUCAAUCAAGUUUUCAUUAGCUCUACUGUAUAAUUUUUUCGCACAAUACCUUAGUUUGAUGUUUACCACUUUGCAGUAUUUAAUUGAUUCCCGUUUAGUGAUAUGUUACUCAUUUUUACGUUAACGCUUUGUUUACAUUUGGAAGAAUAAGUUUUAAUAACAAAACUUCUGUGAGACACAGACAUAUUAAAUAUAUUAAAUUGCGUCAUUCAUAUCGAUGAUUGCUCUAUAUAUUUCGCGCCAUAAUGAGGAGCUUCUUCAACGGGAACACGCGUUGACGGACCGACGCAGACUGCAGGCUGCAGCCUCCGCGACCGAUUACUCGGCGCGAGCCACGGCGGCGGCAGGGGAGGACAAACUACCCUCGUUUUCGGUACUAUUGUCAAAUGAUGGGUUGCACACAACACUCACUUCAUUCGAAUCUUACUACUACGCUAUGGUUUAAUAUAUUUAAUAUGGAGGAACAAGUAGUGAAAAUACAUUGUUAAGUUUGAUUCUUGUUUGAAGCUGUGAAAACUUUAUGCUUGACUGCAUAAGGAGAUACCGCUUUUUGUAUUGGCAUGGUAGCGUGUAACGGGAAAGCGGGAAUGUAAUGUAGACACGCUGCUAUUGAUUGCUUUUAUUAGAGAAUAAACAUACAAGUAUGCGACUAAAAUCUAGCUCCGCGGAUGAUCAAAGUAUGUGGAUAACCUGAAGUAGUCAUAUGACAUGACGCAAAUGUCAUACAUAUGAUCUAAUACAUUUUAGACUGUACUAUGUAGACAAUACAAGGUUUUUUUUUUCGUUUUUAUAUUUUUAUAAAACUUAAUGGAGAACAAGGUAUUGCCGAAAUGCCUAGAAUCUCACAGAUGAUUCAUAGCUUUGCUACUAUCUGAUUUGAUUGACUAUGUUUUGGGAUUCACUGAAUAGGAGAUACUAGAUUAGUAAGUUAUUUGAUUUCCAGUCUUUCUCCAUGCUUGACUGAUAUCAGAGUAUAAAGUUUUUAACAAUUUUGUUCGUAUUUAAUAUGUUCGAAUAAAUCUUGAAGAAAUGGC